CUACACUGAAUGUGUUAACUGCCCAUGAAAACUACAGAAGAAGAGGCUCGUUUCAGCCGCAGUAAGCUAACAAAGUUAUCCUGAGACUCUAGAGUUUUACCUGCUUUGUCUUAGUUGUCAGCCGCCACAGACUCAGUUAUGGCCGGCUUGUCCAGCUAUGCAGUGCGCAUGGCUAGGCUGAGCUCAAGGAUUUUUGGAGAAGUUGUACGGCCGACAGACUCAAAAUCAAUGAAGGUGGUCCAGCUGUUCCAGGAUCCUCCGCUGCCCCGGCGAAAAGAGGUGUAUGAAUGGUAUCCUCAUCACAAGAUUUACUAUGCCAUGACCCAGAAGCUCAGGUUCAUGGGACUGUUCAGAGAUGAGCAUGAGGACUUCAAAGAAGAGAUGCGCCGCCUGAGGAAACUUAGAGGAAAAGGGACCCCUAAGAAAGGAGAAGGAAAGAGGGCGGGCAAAAAGAAAUAAAUUGCAUCUAUUUUUGCUGCAUUGUAGUUCUAUUGUGGGGAAAGGGAAAACUGUAAACUUCUCACUUAUUUUGAUCCAAACUUUCUUUGUUCCAUUUAAAGGCUUUCUGUUUCCCCAUUUGUGUUGGCUCAUUUUAGAUGGAACCCUACGCUCCAUUUGGUCUCUCUCUACUUGGCACAGAACUUGUUGUGUUUCCGCUGACCGCUGGAGAUAUGGCUUGGAUAUGGCUGGAUACGCCUCAAGCCAUCAAUUUAGCUGUGCCACAAUUAAGGUUACUUUAUGAAAUUGUCACAUAAAAGUAAUCUGUGUAAAAUGAUACAAAAAUAAAUCAAUAAAUAAGUUAACAGAAAAUAAAAACAAAUAAAGUAAA
Girardinichthys multiradiatus is the source of this 829-nucleotide messenger RNA. RefSeq names its product mitochondrial ribosomal protein S33 (gene mrps33). Lineage: Eukaryota; Metazoa; Chordata; Actinopteri; Cyprinodontiformes; Goodeidae. Bases 139 to 459 code for a protein of 106 amino acids. The record is from RefSeq and is a predicted model, not a curated record. The transcript has 3 exons. Gene Ontology annotation, cellular component: mitochondrion.